AUGUCCUCUCUUGUCCCUGCCAAUGGCCAGCAGGCCUACAUUGGCCUUGGAUACCUCUCACCCGAACUGUGCUGGGAGCACCUUCAGGUGCAGUUGAGUCCCUUCACCCAAGUCAUUGCUAUUGACGCUCGCGACUAUGAUGCUUGGACCCAAGACACUCGAAACAUCCUUGUCCAGAUGUUCAUGCAUCAUGCUCGUACUCACGAUGCUCGCUACGUUCGCGAUGCCGCUGGCGGCCGCGUCUUUCUUGGCGCUGUCGAGCAUCUUACCACGGAACAUGUUGUUGUUCUCAACAUCCCUGGCUCUGACCUCCCUGUCAUGCUUCCUCGUGCCAGCAUUUGGGCAGGCCCAAACAGCACCAACAAUGCUCAGAACCAAUACAGUUUCACCCCUUCGCCUCCUCAGAACCACCAGCAGCAGGUUCACCAGCAGAUGGUCAACCAAUUUGGCACUCCCCCCUCAUACUCUAUGCCGGCCAUGAUGCCUAUGGGCACGGGAAUGCAGAUGAAUGUCCCCAUCUCUACCGCUCCUAUUUCUACUCCUGCUGCACCCAAGACUCCCGAGCAGCAGGAGGAGACACCGACCAAGGCACCUUCGUCUCGCAAGCGCAAGUCUACUACCAAGACUCCCGGUUCCCGCAAGCGCAACACCAGCAAUGUCCGCAUCAAGAAGAGUGAUAGCGACGACGGCGAGGACAAGAACAACUCAAGCCCUUCUGGCAACAAGGUCAAGGUCAACCUGGUGCAGGUGCCCGAGCUCAACACUGCCCUUGCCAAAGGAGAGGAAGGUCAGGCCGCAAAGGACUAG
Messenger RNA from Pestalotiopsis fici W106-1, 807 nucleotides. RefSeq lists its product as uncharacterized. Bases 1 to 807 code for a protein of 268 amino acids. The record is from RefSeq and is a predicted model, not a curated record. The transcript is spliced from 2 exons. NCBI's taxonomy places the organism in Eukaryota, Fungi, Ascomycota, Sordariomycetes, Amphisphaeriales, Sporocadaceae.